Molecule: messenger RNA, 594 nt
Organism: Amoebophrya sp. A120
Lineage: Eukaryota; Dinophyceae; Syndiniales; Amoebophryaceae
Source: the annotation of a GenBank genome assembly
AUGGCUUUCGACGCCUCAAAUUACUGCAAGAUAUGUGCCAGCGUGCUGGACUACUCACAGGCGAAUAGAAAGCAUUGUCAAAUGUGCGGCUGGGAUGUAAUGAUAGGAGAAAAAGAAUCGCUCUCAUCCGCGAUCACAAUCACCAAGGAAGCUGCGGUACUGAUUUCCGUUUUAAGUAGAACUGUCUUUAGAUGAGCAAGAACUGGUCCAGCUCCCUAUUGAUAGAUUCAGCAUUUAGAAGUCCCACCGAGAGGAGCACAGAACUCGAUGAAGCGUUUGAAAUUAUCACAAAAACCAAAAUCAAACAGGUGAAGAGGUGGCAGAAAGAAAACGCGUUCACGGUACCAAGCGGCGCAGAAAACUACGCGGAGAUGAUACAAGACUGCCCCAAGUGCGGCAACGACAGAUUGAUGUUCUGGACCAGGCAAACUCGAUCCGCAGACGAAGGCCAGACGUGUUACUACCAAUGCGCAAAAUGCGACUAUCGAAAAGCGGAAAAUUCAUAAGGCGAGGAUCUUGAAUACUAUACCCUGUGGUCGUAGUAAAAACGCAUAAGCACGUCUAUUCAACGAACAAGAAACGCAUUGCAGGCAU